Hordeum vulgare subsp. vulgare (domesticated barley) is the source of this 1988-nucleotide messenger RNA. Its product is annotated as 3-ketoacyl-CoA synthase 17-like. Lineage: Eukaryota; Viridiplantae; Streptophyta; Magnoliopsida; Poales; Poaceae. The transcript has 2 exons. Gene Ontology annotation, molecular function: acyltransferase activity, transferring groups other than amino-acyl groups. Bases 320 to 1762 code for a protein of 480 amino acids. Gene Ontology annotation, biological process: fatty acid biosynthetic process. Gene Ontology annotation, cellular component: membrane. The record is from RefSeq and is a predicted model, not a curated record.
UAUCCGAAAAUGAGCAGAAUCCUCGAAACAGGCUUUCGCUCUGCUUUAUAGAUAAAGCAACAAAAUAAAAUACACGGCCGAGAUGAGGAGGCCCCAUUACAAAGCAGAUCAAAUGAUACAUCAAUAACCUAGAACAAGCUAACACCUUGCCGAAAUUCAACAAACAACUCGUGAGCUCAAUGACAAUGCCAUGGGAUGGGUUUUGGCCUGUUGCCUAUAUAAAUACAAGAGGUGUGUUGUUUCACUCCAAACCCCAAAUCCUGCCAGCACGUACGUUCGUGUCCUAGUCCCUAGCACGCCGCGCCUCUAGCUCUCGGCCAUGUCGUCGUCCAUGGCCGCGGCCGUGUCGUCGCUGCGCUCCCUCCCGCUCCCCAUACUCGUUCCGCUCGUGGCCUCGGCGCUCGCCUUCGUGGUCACCGUCUUCCGGCGCGUUCUUGGGCGGCAGCGGCCGGUGUACCUGCUCAACUACAGCUGCCACCUUCCGGACGCUGACCGUCAGUGCAACCUGGAGGUGUGCGAGUACUUCGGCCUCCGCUCCAAGCGCUACACCGACGAGACCGCUGACUUCAUGCGGCUCAUCUUCCGCAAGUCCGGCCUCGGGCAGGAGACGUUCGCGCCGCCCUUCAUCUUCUCCGGCAAGUUCGAGAAGACGCUGGCGUUCGCCAUCCAGGAGGCCGAGGAGGGCCUCUUCACCGUGGUGUCCCAGCUGCUGGCCAAGUCGGACGUGUCCCCGCGCGACGUCAGCGUCCUCGUCGUCGCCUGCUCCAUGUACUCCCCUCAGCCGUCGCUGGCGUCCAUGAUCGUGCGCCGCUUCAAGAUGAAGGACGACGUCAAGGCGUACAGCUUCGCCGGGAUGGGGUGCAGCGCCGGCACGGUGGGCAUCGACAUGGCGGCGCGGCUGCUGCGCGUGCAGCGCCGCCCGGGGUACGCGCUGGUGGUGGUGACGGAGAACACCAGCCUCAACUGGUACUUCGGGAACAACAAGCACAUGCUGGUGACCAACUGCAUCUUCCGCGUCGGCAGCGCGGCGGCGCUCAUCACCGACGUGCCCGCGCGCCGGGCCGACGCCAAGUACCAGCUGCUGCGCACGCUGCGGACGCACCACGGCGCCGACGACGCGGCGUACAACGCCGCCGUGCAGAUGGAGGACGAGGACGGCGGCGUGGGCGUGGCGCUCACCAAGGACCUCGUGCGCGUCGCCGGCGCCGGCCUCCGCAGCCACAUCGCCACCCUCGCGCCCUACGUGCUCCCGGUCUCCGAGCUGCUCAGGUACGUGUACCGGGUGGCGUGGGCGUACAGCGGCGGCAACCCCAAGGCGGCGGCGGGGCUGGUGCCGGACUUCCAGCGCGCGUUCGAGCACAUGUGCAUCCACUCCGGCGGCAAGGCGGUGAUCGACACGGUGGCGAAGCUGAUGGGGUUCGGGCCGCCGGUGGUGGAGCCGGCCCGCGCCACGCUGCACCGCUUCGGCAACACCUCCAGCAGCCUCGUCUUCUACGAGCUGGCCUACUUCGAGGCCAAGCGCCGCGUCCGCGCCGGCGACCGCCUCUGGAUGCUCGCCUUCGGCACCGGCUUCAAGGCCUGCAGCGUCGUCUGGCGCGCGCUCCGUGACUCCGGACCCGACGCCGACAACCCCUGGAACGGAUGCGCCCACCGCUACCCCAUGGCAUUGCCGGUGCCCACCCCGCGCAGGCACAACUACCAACCCCAGCCCCAACCCGAGCAGCAGCAGCAGCUAGAGGCGGAGCAGAAGAAGCAGCUGUGAGACGCGCGUACGUCGAUCGCCGCCGACCCAUCGGCCCAUGAAUAAAUUUGUGCUGGCUUCCACCUUGAUCCACUCCGCUCCAUCUAAGUCGAUGCAUUCGGUCCAUGAACAGAUGCUUCUCCUAAGUACGCUGAUGUAUUUUCCUUAAUUCCAGUCACGUGAGCAAACAUUCCAGUCGUCGUACGUCUCGACCUUACUCCGUAUAAUAAUUUCAGUCUUUCAGUUA